AUGGCAGAAAUUUUAUUGAAAAAUUCUCCAACAUAUCCGCUUGCUGCAAAACCAGUCGAUUUGAGCCUUCUGAGCGAACGAGAUCCAUUAGCACUAACAAUUGAAAACGUAUGCACUCCAGAAGAAUGUCAAUCUUUAAUCGAUCUUUCCGAAGCUGGUGGAUAUGAGAUCGCCUUAGUAAACGUGGGCAGUGGACGACAAAGGCUUAUAACUAAUGUAAGAAAUAAUUACAGUCACAUUCGAGACGAUCCAGUGAUAACUAAUGUUCUUUGGAAGCGAAUCGAACAAUUUGUUCCUGCUGUUUGGUAUGAUAGACCUGUAGUCGGACUCAGUGAAAGAUUGCGAUUUUUGCGAUACGAUCCAGGUCAAAAAUUUGAAGCUCAUUGUGAUGGAACAUAUGUUCGUCCAGAUGGCAGCGAAAAAAGCUGUAUCACUUUCCAGUUGUAUUUGAAUGAGGGAUUCGUUGGCGGUGAAACUAGUUUUUUGUCAUAUUCUUUGAGCAGGGUUAAAGUUAAAGUUGUUCCAAAAACUGGAAUGGUUUUAGUAUUUCAGCACAAUUUGCUACACGAAGCAUCAAUAGUAAUUGAAGGAAGAAAAUACGCCAUUAGAGCUGAUAUAAUGUAUAAAACUGAACGAAUUAAAUAA
Ambispora leptoticha is the source of this 645-nucleotide messenger RNA. The record is from the annotation of a GenBank genome assembly. NCBI's taxonomy places the organism in Eukaryota, Fungi, Glomeromycota, Glomeromycetes, Archaeosporales, Ambisporaceae.